GAUGUUUCCUUGAUUUUUUAGCACUUCUACASUUAUUUCAACACAAAUUGGUCAUCAAAAUGACAAUCAUAAUUUUCAAUUUUUUAAAUAAGUCGUUUGUCUGAGAAAAGAAGUGCUUUUAUAAGCAAAAAUGAGCUGUUUUGGCGGAAAGUUGAACGAAUAUCCAUCCAUUUCCGUGGAUUGCUUUACCAAAGAGAACCUGGAAUCCUUGGCUUUCUUUUUAUCACAUUGUCAUAAAGAUCACAUGGAUGGACUUGACUCUACGGCCUUUUCAAAUGUGUUGAAAUCCAGCUCUGAUAAAGUGAUCUACUGUUCUGACACCACACGUAAUCUGCUGCUUUGUAAUCAAACUUAUUCUCAUCUUGAAGAUUACCUGGUAGGAAUUCCAAUUGAUCAUCCAUAUUUGGUGACUCUUUAUGAUACAGAAACAAAUAAAAGAGARGUUAUUACAGUGACUCUACUCUCUGCUGGACACUGUGUAGGGUCUGUGAUGUUCUUAUUUGAAGGGAGCAAUGGAAAUGUUUUAUACACUGGAGACUUUAGACUGGCCAAAGGUGAUGCCCAACGAAUUAGUCUCCUUCAUAAUAAUGGACGUGUAAAAGAUGUAAAAAGUAUUUAUAUUGAUACAACAUUUUGUCUUCCUAAAAUGAUGACAAUACCAAGUAGGAAAGCAACAAGAGAUGCAAUCAUUCAAAUAAUAGACAGGUGGAUAUCUCGAGGCAGUUCCUACAUGGUGAAUCUGCUAUGUAAAGGGAUGUACGGUUAUGAGUAUAUCCUGAAAGAAAUAGCACAGCACUACAAGACAAAGAUUCAUGUAAGCAAAGAAAGAUUGUAUUUAUACCAGUACCUGACAGAUAUGCCUCAGUAUUUCACCACAGAUCCUAGUUCAACAGUUAUACAUUCGUGUUGGUGGCCUAAGUCASCUAAAGAUACUCCGUCUUCCCUUCCAUGUGGGUUUAUUCCUCCMAAUGGACUGGUACCAAACAUUAUCAAGAUCAAACCUUCGACUAUGUGGUUUGCUAGACGUUCAGACCCGAUUCCUGCGGACAACUCAACUUAUUGCAGGGAUAGCAAGACUUGGCGUGUUGUCCACUCUAUGCAUGCUUCUAUGGAGGAGAUAAUCGACUUGGUGUCCUACAUUAAGCCAUAUCACGUGUUUCCUAACGUUGAACCAGCAGGAUUGUACACAGUCGACGAUGCAUGGGAAUGGCUGAAACAGUACACUCGUGUGGACGARUGCGACUCGUGCGGGCGCGAGGAUUCAGGCGAGAGAAACUUCCAGGCCAUGGCCGCCAAAUUCAAAUUCGCUACAGGGAGUGCAAGUGAAAAUACAUCGAGAAUAAGUACUAUCAAACGAAGUUCACCAAGUCAACAAGUGGCGAUGUCUUAUAAAGAACUAGGUCUUGAAGAAGAUGUCUCCCUCGCACCCCUCCCAUCGAAAAGAAGACGUAGAGCUAGAAAAAGCGCAGGGUCUGAUAAAGUAAGGAACUCCAAUGAUGCUGAACGUGUAGAGAAACGAGAAUUUUCCAAUGAAAACACAACACACCCUUACCAAAAUGAUGGACUCAAUAAUACGGGUCUGUUGACAACGCACAACGAGAAAUUGCUUGAUGGUAACCCAGAAAAUCAUUAUUUUUCCAAAGAAGAAACUACAAACACUUUUCAGGAAGGCAUGAUUCAUGAUAUUUCGUUUAGUCGCAAUUCUGAGUUCGAAUCAGCCAGUAAGACUAGCCUGCUUUCUAGCACACAAGGCCGUAACAAAAAUAGUCCUCCUGAUACUCCUGAAAAGCCCAGUCUUUCCAUUGAAAAACGACCAGAUUCUUUUCAAGAAGACGUUUGUCAAGUUCCGUAUGGGAGUGGAACUGAUUUGGUAUUGGAACAAAGCUCAGGUCCUUGUUUUUCUAAGAAUUUGUCAAGCGGUUCAAGUGCUGAUUUGCGUAAAUCGACCAAUGGGGCGUCUCGCGGAAACGUUUGCGAUAAAACCUUUGCAAGACCUUCUGUUGGAAGCAGCAACGAAGCACCCACGACCGCUGUUCAUUCGCGCGCUUUUGAAUGUAACAUUGAUUCCACUUCAUCUCACUUACCUAACAACACUUACCCAUCGCAAAACAUAGCUUACCCAUCGCAAAACAUAGCUUAUAGUAAAUCUAAUUUAAAAACUGCCGGAAAUACUAAAGACCUGCGUACAACCCUUCCACUCUCUCCCGUAUGUAACGCCGCCGGGGACAGGCUUGCUGGUUCUACUGUCAGUAGUUCCAGCAAUGGUAGUGCGGCUGCAGUACGUAGUACAGUGUUAACUCAGACAGCUAACGCUUCUGGUAUCCCAAAUGUCAAUUACAGUGCUAAUGAUACGAAUAGUCCUGCAUAUCGCUCGACUUAUUCUAUUUGCAGUAGCACUUCACAUGAAGUAUUAGCUAAUGCGUGUGUACUUAGCGAUUCUGAUGCCUCGAAUAGCGACAGUAUCGCAUUUGAUAUCCCAGCAUCCCCAGGGGUAUCUGCGCCAACGCGAGAUGAACUUGCUGAGUUGUACAAGCAGCUUGAAAACGGUGAUUUUCAAGCAUGAGCUUUCCCUGUCAGUUCACUCAAAGAACUUUUGUAGCCUUCGCGACUGCCGRACUGAAAGGACUGGAAUCUAUAUUCCAGGCAACGCUAUUACGCUUCUGGAUUUAUCCAAAUAUUUGUACACACGCUACUCGAAAGAAAUCAAAUUAAUCAAUCAAUCCAACGUAAAUUUAGGGCAAUAGAUAGUGAAUCAGGGMUCUGGGCAUCAGACCCGGAAAAUUUUUUAUCAUAAUUCUUAUAUUUAAUUUUUUUGAAGAGAUAUUUGUAUGAAAUUAACUUAUUAGUAAUAAGCAUUUUGCAAUUUUAAAAUCCACAUUUUGAAUACAACUGUACAUUAAAAUUAUUACAUUUUGUAAUUUUAAAUUGCAUAUUUAUAUAGGCAAUAAAAAUCAUAACAGAUUGUUGAUGCCUCAACACGAAAUAUAAUUGAU
Molecule: messenger RNA, 2993 nt
Organism: Exaiptasia diaphana
Lineage: Eukaryota; Metazoa; Cnidaria; Anthozoa; Actiniaria; Aiptasiidae
Exons: 16
Coding region: 131-2563 (810 amino acids)
Biological process (GO): interstrand cross-link repair; double-strand break repair via nonhomologous end joining; protection from non-homologous end joining at telomere
Molecular function (GO): damaged DNA binding; 5'-3' DNA exonuclease activity
Source: RefSeq, a predicted model, not a curated record